Elephantulus edwardii (Cape elephant shrew) is the source of this 2742-nucleotide messenger RNA. RefSeq names its product trafficking protein, kinesin binding 2 (gene TRAK2). Gene Ontology annotation, molecular function: GABA receptor binding. Gene Ontology annotation, cellular component: dendrite. The transcript is spliced from 15 exons. Bases 1 to 2742 code for a protein of 913 amino acids. Gene Ontology annotation, biological process: neurogenesis; anterograde axonal transport of mitochondrion. Lineage: Eukaryota; Metazoa; Chordata; Mammalia; Macroscelidea; Macroscelididae. The record is from RefSeq and is a predicted model, not a curated record.
AUGAAUCAAUCCCAGAAUGCCAUUUUUACAUCAUCAACAGGUGAAGAAAACCUCAUGAAUAUCAAUCACAGAGACUCGGAGAGCAUCACUGAUGUCUGCUCCAAUGAGGAUCUCCCUGAAGUUGAGCUGGUGAGUCUACUAGAGGAACAACUACCCCAGUACAAGCUGAGAGUGGACUCUCUCUUUCUAUAUGAAAACCAAGACUGGGCUCAAUCCUCACUCCAGCACCAAAAUGCUCCUGAUACUCUCUCUCCAGUCCUUGCUGAAGAGACUUUCCGUUACAUGAUUCUAGGCACAGACAGAGUGGAGCAGAUGACCAAAACUUACAAUGACAUCGACAUGGUUACACAUCUGCUGGCUGAGAGAGAUCGAGAUCUAGAACUAGCAGCUCGAAUUGGACAAGCCCUCUUAAAGCGGAACCAUGUCUUGUCUGAGCAGAAUGAAGCCCUGGAGGAGCAACUGGGGCAAGCCUUUGAUCAAGUUAAUCAGUUGCAGCAUGAACUGUCCAAGAAAGAAGAGUUACUUCGAAUUGUCUCGAUUGCUUCAGAAGAGAGUGAAACUGAUUCCAGCUGUUCUACACCUCUUCGGUUCAAUGAAUCCUUCAGCUUGUCUCAAGGUCUGCUCCAGCUGGACAUGCUGCAAGAAAAACUUAAGGAACUGGAAGAAGAGAAUAUGGCUCUUCGAUCUAAGGCUUGUCACAUAAAGACCGAAACUAUUACCUAUGAAGAGAAGGAACAGCAGCUUGUCAACGACUGUGUUAAAGAACUUCGUGAAACAAAUGCUCAGAUGUCCAAAAUGACUGAGGAAUUGUCAGGGAAAAGUGAUGAACUGAUCCGAUACCAAGAAGAGAUCUCCUCACUCCUGUCUCAGAUUGUAGAUCUUCAACACAAACUUAAAGAACAUGUGAUUGAGAAGGAAGAACUAAGACUUCACCUGCAAGCCUCUAAGGAUGCACAGAGACAACUAACAAUGGAGCUGCAUGAGUUACAAGAUAGGAAUAUAGAGUGUCUGGGAAUGCUACAUGAAUCCCAAGAAGAAAUAAAGGAACUCCGUAGUAGAUCUGGACCUGCUGCUCAUCUCUAUUUCUCCCAGUCAUAUGGUGAUUUUUCUGGGGAAUCUCUCGCAGCUGAAAUUGAGGGGACCAUGCGUAAACAGUUAAGUUUGAAUGAAGAGUCUUCUCUUUUUAAACAAAAAGCCCAACAGAAACGGGUAUUUGAUACCGUCAGGGUUGCCAAUGAUGCAAGGGGACGUUCUCUCCCAUUCCCAGCUCUGCUGCCCAUCCCAGGCUCCAACCGUUCAAGUGUCAUCAUGACAGCAAAACCUUUUGAGUCAGGUUUACAGCAAACUAAUGACAAAACAGAAGAGAUUCCUGGGAGCUCUCAGGAAAUGGGUCAACCAGGACCCUCUGGAGAUAGUGAUUUGGCUACUGCACUGCAUCGCCUUAGUCUUCGUCGACACAACUAUUUAAGUGAAAAGCAGUUCUUUGCUCAAGAAUGGGAGCGGAAGAUGCAGGUUUUGGCUGACCAGAAAGAAGAGAUUAGUGGCUGCAGCACACCCACAGAAAGCCUUGCUACUCUCUGCACUGACCAGUCAGAGAUAACAGAGCUCAGCAGUGCCAGUUGCCUUCGAGGUUUCAUGCCAGAAAAAUUACAAAUUGUCAAACCCCUUGAAGGCUCACAAACGCUAUACCAUUGGCAGCAGCUUGCGCAACCAAACUUGGGAACUAUUCUUGAUCCACGACCAGGAGUCAUCACUAAAGGCUUUACCCAGCUGCCCAAAGAUGCCAUCUAUCACCUCUCAGAUUUGGAAGAAGAUGAAGAGGAAGGUAUCAGUUUUCAAGUUCAGCAACCCCUUCAAGUGGAACAGGAGCCGUCAACAUCCAAGCCAGUAACAGGGAUCUUCCUCCCACCCAUUACAUCAGCAGCUGGGCUGGUUACAGUUGCAGCCUCGAACCCAGGAAAGUGUCUGUCCUGCACGAAUUCGACCUUCACCUUCACCACCUGUAGGAUAUUGCAUCCCUCUGACAUCACUCAGGUCACCCCCAGUUCUGGGUUCCCUUCGUUAUCCUGUGGCAGUAGUGGAAGCAGUUCAUCAAGCCCAGCGGUGAAUUCUCCUGCCAUGUCCUACAGACUCAGUAUUAGUGAAUCCAUCACCAACCGACGAGAUUCUACUGUCACCUUCAGUAGCACCAUGAGCUUGGCCAAACUGCUACAAGAGCGAGGCAUCUCUGCUAAAGUAUACCACAGCCCAGUUUCCAAGAGCCCCGUCCUCCAGCCUCCCCCUAAGACCCUGGCCAUACCUUCCACUCCACCAAAUUCACCUUCUCACUCACCUUGUCCUUCUCCUUUCCCUUUUGAGCCUCGAGCACAUGCUUCUGAAAACUUUUUGGCCUCCCGACCUGCUGAAACAUUCCUCCAGGAGAUGUAUGGCUUGAGGCCUUCCCGGAACCCUCCUGAUGUUGGCCAGUUGAAGAUGAAUUUAGUGGACAGGCUGAAGAGACUGGGGAUAGCCAGAGUGAUCAAGACCCCUGAUGCCCAGGAAAAUGGUGGAAGCCAAGACGCAGAACUUGGUCUUCAAAAACCAGACUCUGCUGUUUAUUUAAAUUCAGGUAGCAAUUUGUUAGGUGGACUGAGGCGGAAUCAAAGUCUUCCAGUCAUGAUAGGUAACUUCGGAACCCCAAUUUGCACUUCCUCACUUAAAAUGGGUAUCCUGAAGGAGGACAGGGGCUCAGCAGUUAACUGA